AUGGACAGCCCUGGCCGGGAGCUCCGGUCCACACUGCACUGGGCUGCUGCCCCGCUCACCUUCAAGGACAGCACGGCCCUGGCCCUGAGCUGCAUGGCUGACUAUGGGGCUCCUGUCUUCCCUUUCCUUGCCGUGGGAGGCUACAAAGGGAAUAGCUACUCUGAGGCGGAUGCUCUGAUCCUGACCUUCUCCCUCAACAACUACCCUCCUGGGGACCCACGGCUGGCCCAGGCCAAGCUCUGGGAGGGGGCCUUCCUGGAAGAGAUGCGAGCCUUUCAGCAGCGAAUGGCCGGCACGUUCCAAGUCACCUUCAUGGCUGAGCGCUCCUUGGAGGACGAGAUCAGCCGGACCACAGCCCAGGACCUGCCCAUCUUUGCCAUCAGCUACCUGGUCAUCUUCCUGUACAUCUCCCUGGCCCUGGGCAGCUACACCAGCUGGCGCCGCCUGCUGGUGGACGCCAAAGUCACGCUGGGCCUGGGCGGGGUGGCCGUGGUGCUGGGAGCCGUCAUGGCCUCCAUGGGCUUCUUCUCCUACCUGGGAGUCCCUUCCUCCCUGGUGGUCCUUCAAGUGGUGCCGUUCCUGGUGCUGGCUGUGGGGGCAGACAACAUCUUCAUCUUUGUGCUCGAGUACCAGAGGCUGCCGCGGAGGUCUGGGGAGCGGCGGGAGGCCCACAUCGGCCGGGUGCUGGGCAGCGUGGGGCCCAGCAUGCUGCUGUGCAGUCUCUCUGAGGCCAUCUGCUUCUUCCUGGGGGCCUUGACCCCCAUGCCCGCCGUGAGGACUUUUGCGUUGACCUCUGGUCUCGCGGUGGUCCUGGACUUCCUGCUGCAGAUGUCGGCGUUUGUGGCCCUGGUGUCCCUCGACAGCAGGAGGCAAGAGGCCUCCCGCUGGGACGUCUGCUGCUGCAUCAGUGUCCAGGAGCUGCCCCCGCCUGGCCAACGCGAGGGGUUCCUGCUCCGAUUCUUCCGCAAGGUCUAUGCUCCGUUCCUGCUGCACCGUAUCACCCGUGUGGUCGUGGUGCUGCUGUUCCUGGCCCUGUUUGGGGUGGGUCUCUAUUUCAUGUGCCACAUCAGUGUGGGGCUGGACCAGGAGCUGGCGCUGCCCAAGGACUCAUACCUGCUCGACUAUUUCCUCUUUCUGAACCGCUACUUUGAGGUGGGGGCCCCGGUCUACUUUGUCACCACCGGGGGCUACAACUUCUCCACUAAGGAGGGAAUGAACAACAUCUGCUCCAGUGCUGGCUGCAAAAGCUUCUCCUUAACCCAGAAGAUCCAGUAUGCCACUCAGUUCCCUGAGCAGUCUUACCUGGCCAUCCCUGCCUCCUCUUGGGUGGACGACUUCAUCGACUGGCUCACGCCGUCCUCCUGCUGCCGCAUUUACACCUUUGGCCCCAAUAAGGAUCAGUUCUGCCCCUCAACCGUCAACUCGCUGGCUUGCUUGAAGAACUGUGUGAGCUUCACCUUCGGCCCCGUGCGUCCCUCCGUGGAGCAGUUCCACAAGUACCUUCCCUGGUUCCUCAGUGACCCGCCCAACAUCAUGUGCCCCAAAGGGGGCCUCGCAGCAUACAGCACCUCCGUGAAGUUGGGCGAAGAUGGCCAGGUUUUAGCCUCACGCUUCAUGGCCUACCACAAGCCCCUGAGGAACUCGCAGGAUUACACGGAGGCUCUGCGGGCAGCUCGGGCCCUGGCGGCCAACAUCACCACUGGCCUGCGGAAGGUGCCGGGCACCGACCCAGCCUUCGAGGUUUUCCCCUACACGAUCACCAAUGUGUUCUAUGAGCAGUACCUGACGGUGGUGCCCGAGGGGCUCUUCAUGCUCAGCCUCUGCCUUGUGCCCACCUUUGCCGUCUGCUGCAUCCUGCUGGGCAUGGACCUCCGCUCUGGCCUCCUCAACCUCUUUUCCAUCAUCAUGAUCCUGGUGGACACCGUGGGCUUCAUGGCCCUAUGGGGCAUCAGCUACAACGCUGUGUCCCUCAUCAACCUGGUCACGACGGUGGGCAUCUCUGUGGAGUUCGUGUCCCACAUCACCCGCUCCUUUGCAGUCAGCACCAAGCCCACCCGGCUGGAGAGGGCCAAGGAGGCCACCGUCUCCAUGGGCAGUGCGGUAUUCGCCGGAGUGGCCAUGACCAACCUGCCCGGCAUCCUAGUCUUGGGCUUGGCGAAGGCCCAGCUCAUCCAGAUCUUCUUCUUCCGUCUCAAUCUCCUCAUCACUGUGCUGGGCCUGCUGCACGGCCUGGUCUUCCUGCCUGUCAUCCUCAGCUACCUGGGGCCUGAUGUCAACAGAGCUCUGGUGCUGGAGCAGAGGCGGGCGGAGGCGGAGGCGGAGGCAGCUGCUGCGGCCAGGACAGCCUCCUGCUCGAAGCACUCCUCCCCAGCGUGCCAGGCCAGCAGCAUCUAUGUCAACUACGGUUUCGAGCAUCCUGAUAAGAGUGUGGACGACCCCAGCAGCCCUCCACCCCAGUGA
Molecule: messenger RNA, 2460 nt
Organism: Miniopterus natalensis
Lineage: Eukaryota; Metazoa; Chordata; Mammalia; Chiroptera; Miniopteridae
Source: RefSeq, a predicted model, not a curated record